AUGGCGUCCUCUAUGAGGGCAGCUACACGCUUUUCCUCCUUUUUUCUGAUGACGUCUAUUAGACAAAAUAUUAGCAGCGAAUUUAAGUGGUCCUGUCGAUCCUGCUCUACUCGACCGAUCAGGAGUAGUCUCUAUGAACAUAUACGGGAAGGAUACAGCCACAAACCUGAGCUGGACAUGCAGCGUGUGUGCGAGGACACGGACACAGUGGUUGCGGAGGUGGAGAAUCGGAAAGGAGAUAUGCGGGCAGCUGACGUCGGGAUUAUAGUCUCCGCCUGGAAGAAACUUCAGAAGCUGCAGAGAGAAAUAUCAGAACUGGAAGAAAGAAAGGAUGUAAUCAGUGCCAAAGUCCGCGCUCUUGUGGAUGAACAUGACAAAUCGACUUUAUCUAAUCUUGUUGAAUACAAGACUGCUAGAGAGGAAGGUAGAGCACUCAGAGAGAAGCUGAGUCAGUUGUAUUUGCAAGAGAGUGAGCUGGAGAAAGAACAUUAUUGUCGUGCUCUAAGACUGCCCAACAGAACGCAUCCAAGUGUGCCCAUAGGAGAUGAGAGCCAGGCAAAGAUGGUUGAAUUGGUUGGAGAGAAACGAGAAUUUGAUUUCAAACCUAAAGGCCACCUGGAAAUUGGAGAGGGUCUUGACAUCAUAAGACAAAGACGGCUUGCCCAUGUGUCAGGGCACAGAUCAUAUUAUUUGAGAGGGGAAGGGGCUAGACUUCAGUUAGCCUUGCAAAAUUUUGUAAUGGAUCUUCUUCAGAGAAGGGGCUUUAUUCCCAUGGUUGUCCCUGAUAUAUUAAAAGGAGUGGUUUUUGAGGGUUGUGGGAUGCAGCCUCAUGCUCAUAAAUCGCAGGUGUAUUCUCUGGACCCUACUCGCUUUCCUGACCUUAAUCUUGCUGGUACAGGAGAAGUGGGAGUGGCAGGUUAUUUCAUGGAUCAUGCUGUACAUUUGAAAGAUGUACCUGUCAGGACAGUGUGUAGUAGCACAUGCUAUCGAGCAGAAACGGAUACUGGUAGAGAGCCCUGGGGGCUUUACAGAGUUCACCAUUUUAACAAGGUCGAAAUGUUUGGUGUAACUUCAAAUGAGACGGGAGAGGAGAGUUCCAAGUUGUUGGAUGAAUUUGUCACAUUACAGAAGGAGAUUUUCUCUUCCCUGAAGCUUCAUUACAGAGUCUUGGAUAUGCCCACUCAAGAACUGGGGCCCCCUGCCUUUAGAAAGUAUGAUAUUGAGGCAUGGAUGCCAGGCCGUGGCAGCUUUGGAGAGCUUUCCAGUGCCUCAAACUGCACAGACUACCAGAGCCGGCGCCUUAAUAUUCUCUAUGAGGGAAAUGAUGGAAACCUGACAUAUGCACAUACAGUAAAUGCAACAGCUUGUGCUAUUCCCCGUACCAUUAUUGCCAUUUUGGAGACACACCAAAAUAAGGAGGGGACAGUUUGGGUUCCUGAAGUCCUGCAGACCUACCUCGGGUUGGAAGUGAUAGAAAAACCUAAAUACACCCCUCUUAAAUAUAUUGGACCAAACCAACCCAAGCGGCAUACCUCAAAAUAAACUCUGAAAUAGUAUAUCAGACUAAAGUGAAGUACUAUUUUAGCUGUAUUCUCAACACUGAGUGCAAUGUAAAUAUGUGUUUGUUAUAAAGUUUCUCAGUCCAAAUGAUCAAGAUUAAUUUAAUUUAAAUGUAUGAAAUUUUCAGUAAAAUGUCGUCAGUGACAAGUCUGAAUUUCCUGUGACUUCACGGACUAAACUUCUGCCUUUUUUUCCUGUCUGGGUGUAAUUUAAAACCAGGUGUUGUCAUUGCUGCUGCCACAAAAAAAAAAAAACCCAGAAAACUGGAUUUCUAUGUAGUAUUUAUCAUAAUAAAACAUUUAAUGAUGAUAAUGUUGUUCCUGUUGCAGUGUAAGGUCAGGAGUUUGAUUCCCAGGGAAUACACAAACUCAUUAAAUAAACUUAUAAAAGCAUCUGCCAAAUGCAUAAAUGUAAAUUAUGUUGAAAACAUUUUUUUAUCUAAAAGGCUAAGUAUUUAAGAUGACUAUUUGCUCUCUUUACUAAAUUUGUGCAA
This is a messenger RNA of Xyrauchen texanus (razorback sucker), 2053 nucleotides long. It is a transcript of the gene sars2, whose product is annotated as seryl-tRNA synthetase 2, mitochondrial. Gene Ontology annotation, biological process: mitochondrial seryl-tRNA aminoacylation. The record is from RefSeq and is a predicted model, not a curated record. Lineage: Eukaryota; Metazoa; Chordata; Actinopteri; Cypriniformes; Catostomidae. The transcript has 16 exons. Gene Ontology annotation, molecular function: serine-tRNA ligase activity; tRNA binding; ATP binding. Gene Ontology annotation, cellular component: mitochondrion. Bases 1 to 1542 code for a protein of 513 amino acids.